CUGGAAGCCAAUUCCCCACCACCCGCAAACCCGCUGGCCCUAAAUCCCUUCUCUCUCUCUCUCUCUCUCUCUCUCGCUUUCUCUUCUCUCAGUUUUAUUUUUGCUUUUGAAAAAAAGCUAAAAGAAACACCAAGGAAGAAUCACAAACCCUAGAAAUUACGCAGAAAAAGAGGGUUUUCCCAUCCAAAAUGACGCAAUAGCCCUCCCCUCUGCUUUGAAUUGCACACCUUUUGAGUUUGUUCGGGUUAUUUCUCUCGCUGGUUAAGCGCAUUGAUUGCUAACCCUUCGCUCUGACUGAAUUGUCAUCAUGGUCGCCACUGCUGCUACUUCGUCGAUCUUUCCAAUUCCUUCUCCGAACCAAGACUCUGGUGCCAAAAAUGCCAAGCUUGGACCUGGGUCUGCUGGUUUAGGACUCAAAUCGAAAUCUGCAUCGGGCAGUUUGCAGGUAAAGGCAAAUGCUCAAGCCCCUUCAAAGAUAAAUGGCACUAGCGUUGGUUUGGCAACUGUUGAAAGUGGGAAGAAUGGGGAUGACAUGUCAUCCCCUCCUGCACGGACUUUCAUUAACCAAUUACCUGAUUGGAGUGUGCUCCUUGCUGCUAUUACCACAAUCUUCUUGGCUGCAGAGAAGCAAUGGACGAUGCUUGAUUGGAAACCCAAGCGGCCUGACAUGCUUAUUGACCCAUUUGGUUUAGGAAGAAUUGUUCAGGAUGGUCUUGUCUUCCGCCAAAACUUCUCAAUUAGAUCAUAUGAAAUAGGUGCUGAUCGUACGGCUUCAAUAGAGACGUUAAUGAAUCAUUUACAGGAAACAGCACUUAAUCAUGUUAAGACUGCUGGGCUUUUGGGAGAUGGCUUUGGUUCAACACCAGAGAUGUCAGUAAGGAACCUGAUAUGGGUGGUAACUAAAAUGCAGGUUGUAGUAGACCGCUAUCCUACUUGGGGUGACGUUGUUCAAGUUGACACUUGGGUUAGUGCCUCUGGGAAGAAUGGUAUGCGUCGUGAUUGGAUCCUCCAGGAUUGCAAAACUGGCCAAAUUUUAACAAGAGCCACUAGUGUGUGGGUGAUGAUGAAUAAGCUGACGAGGAGAUUAUCCAAAAUUCCUGAUGAAGUUCGAGGUGAAAUAGAGCCUUUUUUUAUGAAUUCUCCUCCUGUUGUGGAGGAGGACAGCAGGAAACUGCUGAAACUUGACGACAAGACAGCGGACUUUGUUCGCACUGGUUUAACUCCUAGGUGGGGUGAUUUAGAUAUCAACCAGCAUGUUAAUAAUGUGAAGUACAUUGGCUGGAUCCUUGAGAGUGCUCCCUUGCCAAUCUUGGAGAGUCACGAGCUUUCUUCUCUGACUCUGGAGUAUAGAAGGGAGUGCGGGCGGGACAGUGUGCUUCAGUCCCUGACUGCAGUCUCAGGUGCUGAUAUUGGCAAUUUGGGAAGCAAUGGUGGCGUUGAGUGCCAGCACUUGCUCCGACUUGAGGAAGGAGCUGAGAUUGUAAGGGGAAGGACUGAGUGGAGGCCCAAAUAUGCCAACAAUCUUGGGAUUGUGGGUCAGCUUCCGGCAGAAAGCGCUUAGCAAAAUAUUUGGGUUCUUUUAAGGCUGGAUGGAUCGUCACUAGUCACCUCGCCGUGUGCCCAUUGCUUCUGUAGAAUCCUGCUCGUGUUUCUCGGAUUUAUAUAUGUUUCUUCUUUCUAUAUAUAUAAUUUAUAUAUAUUCUCUCUCCCAUCUGUGUCAUCAUUCGAAAAAGAUAAAAUGUAGUCCCGUUGUAAUUAGCCGUUGUGUUCUCUCUCUCUCUCUUGGAACCUUAGCUGUAGCUGUACCUCCAGGUUAAUUGCCUUGGUUAAACUGGGCAAGACAAGACGUGUAUAUUUUUUUUUGGCCAUUUUUUCUGGUUAGAUGUGGGAAAUUUUUUUCAUUGGUUUGGUUCACAUUUGGAUCGUUUAAUACGGCUGAAACGUUAAUGAAUAAUGACAUCGGCUUGCACUGUUUUCUCUA
This is a messenger RNA of Prunus persica (peach), 1981 nucleotides long. RefSeq names its product palmitoyl-acyl carrier protein thioesterase, chloroplastic. The coding region runs from base 308 to 1561 and encodes 417 amino acids. The transcript is spliced from 7 exons. Gene Ontology annotation, molecular function: fatty acyl-[ACP] hydrolase activity; acyl carrier activity. Lineage: Eukaryota; Viridiplantae; Streptophyta; Magnoliopsida; Rosales; Rosaceae. The record is from RefSeq and is a predicted model, not a curated record. Gene Ontology annotation, biological process: fatty acid biosynthetic process.